AUGCAGCCAGCUCAGGGUCCGGUUUCCUUUGAGGAGGUGGCUGUGCGGUUCACCAAGGCUGAGUGGGCGCUGCUGAAUCCCGACCAGAGAGCUUUGUAUAGGGAAGUCAUGGUGGAGAAUUACGAGAACGUGGCCUCUCUGGGCAGUGGAAGAGCUUCAGAGCCAGGUUCCAGAUCAUCUCUUCUUUGGAGCAGAGUGGAAACACUUAAGAUGCAGCCAGCUCAGUGUCCGGUUUCCUUUGAGGAGGUGGCUGUGCGCUUCACCAAGGCUGAGUGGGCGCUGCUGAAUCCCGACCAGAGAGCUUUGUAUAGGGAAGUCAUGGUGGAGAAUUAUGAGAACGUGGCCUCUUUGGCAAUUCCCAAGCCUGGCCUCAUCUCCUGGCUUCAGGAAAGGGAAGCACCAUUUCCUCCAGACUCUGAAGAUGAGGAGCAGUCGGCAGGCCAAAAACCAUGCCGAAGCUCAGAGUGCAGGAAAAGGUUCAGGGGUAACACAACAUCUACUUUGCAUCAGGAAAUCCAUUCAGAGGAAAAACAAUAUAAAUGCUUGGAAUGUGGAAAGCUCUUCUGCCGGCGAGCACACUUCACUGAGCAUCAGAGAAUCCACACAAAAGAGAAACCAUAUAAAUGCUUGGAGUGUGGAAAGAACUUCACUCACAAACGAGGACUCACUUCCCAUCAGAGAAUCCACACAAAAGAGAAGCCAUAUGUGUGCUUGAAGUGUGGGAAAACCUUCCGUUGGAAGCCAGCCCUCACUUACCAUCAGAGAAUCCACACAAAGGAGAAGCCAUAUGUGUGCUUGAAAUGUGGGAAAACCUUCCGUUCGAGCUCAUGCCUCACUUCACAUAUGAGUAGCCACACAAAGGAGAAGCCGUAUGUGUGUUUGAAGUGUGGGAAAACCUUCCGUUUGAGUUUAUCCCUCACUUCACAUCUGAGAAUCCACUCAGGGGAGAAACCGUACCAGUGCACAGUAUGUGGGAAAUGCUUUAGUCAGAGAGCACACCUUACUUCCCAUCGAAGAAUCCAUUCUGGAGAGAAACCCUAUCAAUGCCAGGAGUGUGGAAAAGGCUUCAGUCAGAGCUCACACCUGACUAUACACCAAAGAAUCCACACGGGAGAGAAGCCCUAUAAAUGCUUGGAAUGUGGAAAGAGUUUCACUUCUAGCCAUCAUCUUAAAUCACAUGAAAAAAUCCACACUGGGGUGCAGCCAUAUAAAUGCCUGGAUUGUGGGAAAAGUUUCAGUCACAGCUCAAGCCUUAAGCUACAUGAAAGAGUCCACACAGGGGAGAAGCCGUAUAAAUGCAUGGAAUGUGGGAGAAGCUUCAGUGGCAGCUCAGCCCUUACUAUACAUCAAAGAGUCCACACAGGGGAGAAGCCAUAUAAAUGCAUGGAAUGUGGGAGAAGCUUCAGUUGCAACUCAACCCUUAAUCUACAUCAAAGAGUCCACAAAGGAGAGAAGCUGUAUAAAUGCAUGGAAUGUGGAAAGAGUUUCACUUCUAGCCAGUACCUUAAACAACACAAAAGAAUCCACACAGGGGAGCAGCCGUAUAAAUGCCUGGAUUGUGGGAAAAGUUUCAAUCAGAGAUCAAGCCUUAAUCUACAUCAAAGAAUCCACACAGGGCAGAAGCCACAUAAAUGCAUGGAAUGUGGGAGAAGCUUCAUUCAGUGCUCAAAACUUAAGCAACAUCAAAGAGUCCACACAGGGGAGAAGCCAUUUAAAUGCAUGCAAUGUGGAAAGAGUUUCACUUCUAGCCACUACCUUAAACAACACAAAAUAAUCCACACAGGGCAGAAGCCACAUAAAUGCAUGGAAUGUGGGAGAAGCUUCAUUCAGUGCUCAAAACUUAAGCAACAUCAAAGAGUCCACACAGGGGAGAAGCCAUUUAAAUGCAUGCAAUGUGGAAAGAGUUUUGGCAGCCGUUCACAACUUACAUCACACAAGAGAACUCACAUGGGGUAA
Euleptes europaea (tarantolino) is the source of this 1956-nucleotide messenger RNA. Its product is annotated as zinc finger protein 883-like. The coding region runs from base 1 to 1956 and encodes 651 amino acids. NCBI's taxonomy places the organism in Eukaryota, Metazoa, Chordata, Lepidosauria, Squamata, Sphaerodactylidae. The record is from RefSeq and is a predicted model, not a curated record. Gene Ontology annotation, molecular function: RNA polymerase II cis-regulatory region sequence-specific DNA binding; DNA-binding transcription activator activity, RNA polymerase II-specific. Gene Ontology annotation, cellular component: nucleus. Gene Ontology annotation, biological process: regulation of transcription by RNA polymerase II. The transcript is spliced from 6 exons.